This is a messenger RNA of Wickerhamiella sorbophila, 756 nucleotides long. Its product is annotated as Histone chaperone ASF1. The record is from RefSeq and is a predicted model, not a curated record. Gene Ontology annotation, molecular function: histone binding. NCBI's taxonomy places the organism in Eukaryota, Fungi, Ascomycota, Dipodascomycetes, Dipodascales, Trichomonascaceae. The transcript has a single exon. Gene Ontology annotation, biological process: nucleosome disassembly; nucleosome assembly; DNA replication-dependent chromatin assembly. The coding region runs from base 1 to 756 and encodes 251 amino acids. Gene Ontology annotation, cellular component: nucleus.
AUGUCGAUUGUGUCGCUGCUGAACGUUAAUGUUCUCAACAAUCCGGCGAGAUUCACAGAUCCGUACGAGUUCGAGAUCACUUUUGAGUGUCUUGAGCCUCUCAGAGAGGAUCUGGAGUGGAAGCUCGUCUACGUAGGCUCGUCGACUUCAUCAGAGCAUGACCAAGAGCUCGACUCGCUACUAGUGGGCCCGGUGCCGGUCGGCGUUAACAAGUUUCUGUUUACAGCUGAUCCACCUUCUCCAGAUUUAAUUCCCCAGUCGGAGCUGGUCUCUGUGACGGUGAUGCUUCUUUCUUGCUCUUACCGCGAAAAGGAAUUUGUGCAGGUUGGCUACUACGUGAACAACGAAUACGAUACGGAAGAGCUACGGGAAAAUCCGCCCACAAGAGUGGUUUUGGAUCAUGUUGUGCGAAAUAUCCUGGCCGAGAAGCCACGGGUCACCAGAUUUAACAUCCCGUGGGAUAACGAAGCUGUCGACGAGUACCCCCCUGAGCAGCCGGAUGCAGAUAUCGAUCUCGAGGAAGAGGACGAAGAUGUGUAUGGUAACGAAGAAGAGGAUGCACAAGACGAGCUAAUUGACGAGGAAGAAGCAGACGAAGUCGAAGUAGAGGGCGAGGACGAGGAAGAAGAGGAAGAAGAAGAAGAGGACGAUGAAGAGGACGAUGACGAAGAGGUGGAAACAGAGGAGCCCGAGGAGGAGCGCGAAGAUGCUGAAGACUCGCAGUCUGCUAAACCAGCCGAGCCGACCGAGUCUUGA